AUGGGGGACAGAGUCAGUCUCGACAGAACCGCGGGGACUGCCGAUCCGGUCCCCAUCACGAAACCGCUAGACGACAAUGAGCCAGUAGUGAGCUCUUCCACGGCCAAGCCGCGAACACGAUCUCUUUGGGUAGCCUGGCUGUACAUUUUCGACUGGUAUCCUAGCCACUACUCCAAAGAAGAGAAGAGGCUGCUCCGCAAGUUGGACAGCGUUCUGCUCAGCCUCUGUUGCUUGAUGUUCUUUUUGAAGUGGCUUGACUCCGCCAACAUCAACCACGCAUAUGUUUCCGGCAUGAAGGAAGAACUUGGCUUGAAAGGAAAUCAAUAUUCUCUCUUCGGCACCUUCUACAACAUCGGCUAUCUCGUUUUCGAGAUCCCCUCAAUGAUGAUCAUCUCCCGACCGCACAUCGCACGCUACUAUCUCCCGACUAUGGAGUGCCUGUGGUCAAUCGUCACUUUCGUCCAGUGUCGCCUGCGCAACGAGUAUGACAUCUACGGCAUCCGCUUCCUCCUCGGCGUCCUCGAGACACCCGCCGCCACUGGCGCAAUAUACCUCCUCACCUCCUGGUAUCGAGGCGACGAGCUUUUCAAGCGCGCCGGGGUCUGGUACGUGAGCUCGAAUGUUGGCGCUAUGUUCGGAGGAUACCUUCAGGCCGCCGCGUACAACAACCUGAGCGGCGUUCACGGCAUGUCUGGCUGGAGAUGGCUGUUCAUCAUCGACGGUGUCAUCAGCCUUCCGAUCUCGAUUGCGGGAUACUUUCUCUUCCCCGGUCUGCCUACUAGCCCCAAGGUUUGGUGGCUUACCGAGGCCGAGCAGAAGCUUGCGCAAGCGCGGAUGAGGGAUGAUGGUGUGAAGGAGAGCAAGAAAAUCGGAAAGAGGAUGCUCAAGCGAGUUUUCACCCACUGGCACUUCUAUGUUGCCGUCCUCACUUAUAUCUUCUUCCAAUGUACCUCCUAUGUCUCAGGUCAGAUGGCCCUUUGGCUGAAGCACGAAGCGGACCUAAACGGCACCUGGACUGUCGCUCAGAUCAACACAAUUCCCACUGGUGUACAGGCCAUUGCAAUCGUUGCGGGGGUUCUUGCAACUUCGCUCUGCAUGAUCUACCCAAUUUGGUGCGUCAUGUGCGUCGUGGCUGCAGUACUCUUUUUCGCAAAUCUUUGCUUGUUGAUCUGGGACAUUCCUCUCGGAUUGCACUUUGCCGUAUACUAUAUGCUCGGACUCACGAGCUGUGUUACGCCGAUUCUGUUCCCAUGGGUCAACAUGGUCAUGAAGGACGAUAACGAGGCCAGAGCAUUUACCACAGGUGCUAUGAUGACCUGCGGCUGGAUCUUCUUCAGCUUUUACCCCAUUACCGUCUUCCCUGUCGUCGAAGCUCCCAAAUGGCGCAAGGGCUUCAUCGUCAACACGACGUUCGUGGCAACGUGGUGGGCGCUGUUCAUGCUCGGUCAAUACCUCUGGCGACGUGACAUCAAGUUGGGCAAGUACAAGACGACGACCGAGACGAGCAGUGUUCAAGAAGUCAAGGGGGAUGAUAUGAUGCAUGUUGAGGUGUCCAGCGAGAAGGAAACGAAGGUCUAG
This is a messenger RNA of Colletotrichum gloeosporioides, 1578 nucleotides long. Its product is annotated as Pantothenate transporter liz1. The transcript has 8 exons. Lineage: Eukaryota; Fungi; Ascomycota; Sordariomycetes; Glomerellales; Glomerellaceae. The coding region runs from base 1 to 1578 and encodes 525 amino acids. Gene Ontology annotation, biological process: transmembrane transport. The record is from RefSeq and is a predicted model, not a curated record. Gene Ontology annotation, cellular component: membrane. Gene Ontology annotation, molecular function: transmembrane transporter activity.